This is a messenger RNA of Suillus paluster, 380 nucleotides long. RefSeq lists its product as uncharacterized. Lineage: Eukaryota; Fungi; Basidiomycota; Agaricomycetes; Boletales; Suillaceae. The coding region runs from base 36 to 275 and encodes 79 amino acids. The transcript is spliced from 3 exons. The record is from RefSeq and is a predicted model, not a curated record.
AUGGGUUUGCCUCAUUCCCUUCCACAAACUCCGUCAUGUAUACUUCCCGCUCCAUCAUAUUUAUGCUGCUCAGCUUCCUCGCUGUGGAGAUCAACGGUAGUCUCACGAAACUACACAAGGGCGGCCCAACUGGCGAGCUCACAUAUUGCACUCUCAAUGGCAAAAUAACAUCAAUUGCCUGUGUGUAUCUCAGCGUAAGUGCAUUCUGGAUAUUGUGCAACUCAUUUUUCUGGGUUGACAUGCUAACGAUGGCAUCAGGCAAACGGCCAGUAUAGAGGUGGGUAUGCGUAUUGUCCGACUGCAGCAACUGUGAAGGAUCACUGCUCAACGUGAUGCUAAGAGGUGGGGAAGACGAGACACCCAAAUGGAGGAGCAAUGUU